Pocillopora verrucosa is the source of this 1015-nucleotide messenger RNA. Its product is annotated as LIM domain only protein 3. Gene Ontology annotation, molecular function: transcription coactivator activity; DNA-binding transcription factor binding. NCBI's taxonomy places the organism in Eukaryota, Metazoa, Cnidaria, Anthozoa, Scleractinia, Pocilloporidae. The record is from RefSeq and is a predicted model, not a curated record. Gene Ontology annotation, cellular component: nucleus. Gene Ontology annotation, biological process: positive regulation of transcription by RNA polymerase II.
CAGAUUAUAAGUGAGCCGCAGCUGUGAAUAUAAUGAACUGUUGAAUCCUCAUUCGGCCGUGAGCGGAACUUCUCAGCCACACACGCGUGGGCUCACGCGCGUUAUAAACAUUUCAAUUGUGCUCUGAUGAGCGCCUUCUCACUUGCAGAAGACAAAGAGAAUGAUGGUGAAAAGGUGGAAGAAGAAAAGUCUAAGGAACUGAAAAUCUGUGCGCAGUGUAACAAAAAGAUAGAGGGGAAGUUUUUGCUGCGAGCUUUAGACCAGUUCUGGCAUGAAGAGUGUUUGAAGUGUUCGUAUUGCAAUACUCAACUGUCUGAUUUAAGCUUCAAGUUUUACAUCAAAGGAGAUCAAAUACUUUGUAAGCGAGAUUACAUCAGGUUGUUUGGAGCCACAGGAAUUUGCUCUCGAUGCUUGAAAAUCAUUCCACCGCUAGAAAUGGUCAUGCGGGCUCGUGAACACGUCUAUCACUUGGACUGUUUCGCCUGUCACGUGUGUCGUUAUAGAUUCUGCGUUGGAGACAGGUUCUACCUUUAUUACAACACAAUCCGCUGUCAAGAUCACUAUUAUGGCGACAGGGGUUACUUUUAUCAGACUCCUUUCUUUUGGUGACUCAAGGGGAUCUCAGUUUCUCGUGUCAACUCCUCUCUCAAGCUGUUUCUCUCAUUUCAGGACCACCGUGUCAAACAACAGGGAAACUGGGAUCAAGUCUGACUUUUGAUUCGCUUCCUAAACGUUUUUCUCACUAAGAUUGGAAAUCCAUUAAUGCGUUCACAAUCAUAUGAGUGGGUUUUAGGCCUUGUACUUUUUAGCAAAUUUCUACUUUGAUCAAUAAUUGUUUUUGUUUAUUGCAAUAUUUCGUACUGAUAGCUUUUGAAGGAGAUAAAAGAAAGGUUGUAUUUUGUAGUAACAAGAUCAAGAGCAUCUCGAAAGAGCUUGUCUGUGUAAAAAUCUAUCUUAAAGAUUCAAAAGUCCAAUUACUGUAAAGAGAAAUAAAAUUUUGCUUCAACACUUUUUA